AUGUUUUGGCGACCUCGUCCCAAUAUCAAGUUGCGCGGGAAGACUUCUCGCCGUACGAUCACGGCCCUUUCGGCCCCUGGACAAACGGAGGUCGUUUCUCUUGGCCAGGACGUCCGAGCCAGAGCCAAGGCAUAUUCUGAUCCCGGCCCACAGGAGAGGCUCGCCGCAAUUGAUACCCAGCGCCCCGUCUCCCCCUCCCUAGUGGAUUCGUUCAACCGCCGGCAUGACUACCUACGGAUAUCUCUCACCGAGCGAUGCAAUCUCAGAUGUUUCUACUGCAUGCCGGGCGACGGCAUCGAGCUGUCUCCGCGCGAGCACAUUCUAACGGAUGAUGAGGUGAUCCGCCUUGCCACUUUAUUCGUCAAAAGCGGUGUCACCAAGAUCAGAUUAACCGGCGGCGAGCCUACUGUGCGCAAGGGGUUGGUCGACGUCGUGGCUCGUCUUAACGAAUUGCGUGGGCAUGGUCUCAAGUCAAUAGGCAUGACCUCCAACGGUAUCGCCCUGGAGCGUCGCUUGCCGACCCUGGUCGAGAAUGGUCUUACGCAUCUUAAUCUGAGUCUAGACACGCUGGACCCCUUCAAGUUUGAAAUCAUGACUCGCCGAAUGGGCCAUGACGCGGUGCUGCGCUCGCUACGAGCCGCACUCGCAUCAGGGUUGCGAUCGGUAAAGCUGAAUGUGGUAGUGGUCAAAGGCCUAAACGACGCCGAGGUUCUCGAUUUUCUAGAGUUGACGAAAGACCAGAAUUUGUCGGUUCGCUUCAUUGAAUUCAUGCCGUUCACAGGCAACAAAUGGGAUAAAGCGAAAAUGGUACCUUCGUCCGAACUACUGUCUCACAUCCAGAGACAGCACCCAAGCACGAUCAAGGCUCCUGACGAACUCAACGACACAGCGCGGUCUUACAUCACUCCCGGCUACAAAGGCAGUUUUGGUUUCAUCAGCAGCAUGUCCGAUCAUUUCUGUGGGUCAUGCAAUCGACUCCGUCUCACGGCCGACGGUCAGAUCAAGGUUUGCCUGUUUGACGCCAAGGAGAUAUCGCUGCGGGACCAAAUGCGCGAGGGAGCGACGGAUGAUGAACUUCUGAGGACGAUUGGGCACGCGGUGCGGGGAAAGCAGGAAAAGCACGCCGGGAUGGAGGAUAUUGACGUCGUCACCAAUCGGCCCAUGAUCCUCAUAGGAGCGCCACAGCUGACGCAUCUUGACGCGUCCGGACGCGCGUCGAUGGUGGACGUUUCUGACAAAGAACCGACUGCGCGCAGCGCAAUUGCGACCGGACGCAUCUACAUUCCAGAAGUCGCUUACGACCUCGUUACCAAGACAUACCCCACACCGCAUGCGAACGAUGCGAACGAUGCAAUCUCCGCAUUAGACAGGGCCAAGGCCAAGGCGCGAUCGAAGGGGGACGUGCUCACGGUGGCGCAGCUCGCCGCCAUCAUGGGGUGCAAGCGUACCUCCGAUCUAAUCCCACUCUGCCAUCCGUUGCCGCUCUCCCAUGUCGCCGUAGUCUUGCAGCCAGAAGUUCACCGAUCACCUUCCGGAUCCUCAGGGCGCGAAGCCGAGAGCAGCGGGAAUGUCAUCGGAGAUCGCGAUGUCAGAGCGUGCCGCCCGCGUGAGGCAGAGCGGCCGAUCUACAGUAUUGUCUGUCGCGCGGAGGUGUCAUGCCAGGGCAAGACUGGGGUAGAAAUGGAGGCCCUGACUGCAGUCUCGGUUGGCCUGUUAACCGUGUGGGACAUGCUGAAGGCUGUCGCUGGAAAAGAGAUGGUGAUAGGCGAUAUAGUGGUCUCUGAGAAGAUAGGGGGCAAGAGCGGAGAUUUCAGGCGGGCUUGA
Postia placenta MAD-698-R-SB12 is the source of this 1824-nucleotide messenger RNA. RefSeq lists its product as hypothetical. The record is from RefSeq and is a predicted model, not a curated record. Bases 1 to 1824 code for a protein of 607 amino acids. The transcript has 8 exons. Gene Ontology annotation, biological process: Mo-molybdopterin cofactor biosynthetic process. Lineage: Eukaryota; Fungi; Basidiomycota; Agaricomycetes; Polyporales; Adustoporiaceae. Gene Ontology annotation, molecular function: cyclic pyranopterin monophosphate synthase activity; GTP 3',8'-cyclase activity; 4 iron, 4 sulfur cluster binding.